Molecule: messenger RNA, 1377 nt
Organism: Ostreococcus lucimarinus CCE9901
Lineage: Eukaryota; Viridiplantae; Chlorophyta; Mamiellophyceae; Mamiellales; Bathycoccaceae
Exons: 1
Coding region: 1-1377 (458 amino acids)
Biological process (GO): protein K48-linked deubiquitination
Cellular component (GO): cytosol; cell periphery
Molecular function (GO): K48-linked deubiquitinase activity; cysteine-type deubiquitinase activity; cysteine-type carboxypeptidase activity
Source: RefSeq, a predicted model, not a curated record
AUGGCCGCGAGCGCCGUCGACGACGCGUGGUUCGCCGUCAAGGCGGUCGAGACGACGCAUCCCGUGCGUCGCGUCGUCGCGCUGCGAUGCCAGAACGAAAACGGCCCGUGUCCGCUGCUCGCGGUGGUGAACGCGCUGGAAUUCAAGUCUGAGCUCGGUCGAGCCGGCGACGAAAACGACGCGAGCGACGCGACGCGCGCCUCGACGCCGGCGUCGCUGCGCGAGACGAUGUCGCGAGUGAUGGAACACAUGCUCGUGCGCGCGGAGGCGAUGGCGAAGCGCGAAGACGUGGAUGAGGAGACGGUGCGGAUGACGCUGGACGACGCGACGGCGACGCUGGAGAGAAGCGCGAAGGGCGUCGACGUGAACGUGCGCUUCGACGCGUGCGAGAGCUUUGAGUACACGAAAGAGAUGACGAUGUUUGAUCUGUGUGGGUUGAGGUUGGUGCACGGCUGGGUGGUGGGCGAGGUCGAACACGGCGCGGAGACGGCGCGGUUGUGCUCGAGCGUCGGUUACAACGGUUUGGUGGAGCGCCUGAUUGAUUUACGGACGACGGCGAGCGGUGAGGGGACGAGGGAAGGGCGAGAGGAAGGAAACGGUGAAACGCGAACGCUCGAGGCGUCGGUGAGCGGUGCGAGCGCGGGCGAGGCGCGGGAGGGGGAAACGUCGGGCGAACGCGAGGAGCGAGAACUGUUGGAGCGCGCGAUGAGGCUUUCGAUGGAGGAUUCGCGAGACGCCAAGCUCGCGAGAGCGAUGCACGAGGCGGAUUUGAUCGAAACGUUUCUCAACGAUACCGCGAGUCAACUCACGCUCACGGGAUUGGCGCAGAUACGGGAGCGGAUUCAAGAGCGCGAGUACGCGGUGCUGUUCCGAAACAAUCACUUCUCCGUAAUAACCAAGGUGGACGGCGAGCUCUACGCCCUGGUCACCGACAGCGGGUACCAGGAUGAACCGGACGUCGUGUGGGAGGUGCUCGGCGGCGCGCGCGAUGGAACGUUCGCGAAUUCAGAAUUCAGACCGUUCGAGCCGCGCGCGGAGGGCGCCGGAGCAGCGUCGCCGACGACGCAAACGGCGUCGGCGCUUCCCGACACUUUUCUCCGCGCCGCGCCGUCGACGACGGAGCCCGCGUCGUCGCCGACGAGCGAUGAAAAGUCCGAUUACGCCGUCGCCCUCGAACUCCAAGCGCAAUUUGAAGAGGAGGAGCGCCUCGCGCUUCGCGCGGCGGAGCGACGCGUCGCCGAACGCCGCGCCGAGGCGCGAGCCGCGCAAUCCCAACCGGCACCACCCGCGUCCUCGCGUCCGACGACUCGCGGCGCGCGCAAACCCAAACCUAAAAAAUCAUCUUCCUCCGUCGCCGACUCGUGCGCCAUCAUGUGA